AUGGUGGAGAAGGGGAUGGAGAUUGAUCACUACGCUCAGAGGGAUUUGAAGAAGGGCCUGCAGCUUUUUGGGACUGAAGGCAAUGUUGGUUUGACCAACGCCUGGAUGAUCGUACAAACUGAUUUUCGCUGCUGUGGAGUCACCAACCAUACAGACUGGUUUGAGGUUUAUAAUGCCACUCGAGUGCCAGACUCUUGCUGCCUGGAGUACAGUGACAACUGUGGACUGGACAACCCAGGAACUUGGUGGACUGCUCCAUGUUACGAGCGAGUAAAGGACUGGCUAAACGAGAACCUGGUGGCCCUUUGGAUCUUUGCUCUAUGCACAGCUCUCACUCAGAUCCUGGGUCUGGUCUUCUCUAUGACAAUGUUCUGCCAGACAGUGAAAGUAGAGACUUUCUAUGCCUAGUGAUCGACCCGUCUGCCCUUCUGCGUACUCGGAUUGUUUCUCAUCUGAUAGGGACUCCAAACCCCAAACAAUCCCCACCCCCAGCGUCCUCCCUCUUCUUUGAAAAACUUUUUUUUUUUCCCAAGCUUGUCCUCUGUGUGACAUUUGCUCCAGGAUGUCACCAGUUCACAGUAUUCCUGCUAUCAACCAGCUCAGUGUUAUCCCUUAGUCAUGUUUUGCUCUGUGUUAAAAGCUAAUUUUUGUGAUAUAUUUUACUGAAAAGUAUAACAAACCUGUAUAAAACAAUGUAACCCCUUUUUUAAAUAUGUGUAUUGCUUAAAUUAUUUUAAGAUUUGUUUGUGUUUUGAAAAUAGGAGCUCCAGCUGAGAAAGGCGCACUGGGUUUAGUGCUGCAAAUGCAUGUCUCCUGCAAUGAUGUGAAUUAAAUGUUUUGAGUCGACGAAU
Molecule: messenger RNA, 851 nt
Organism: Cyprinodon tularosa
Lineage: Eukaryota; Metazoa; Chordata; Actinopteri; Cyprinodontiformes; Cyprinodontidae
Product: tetraspanin-4-like
Exons: 5
Coding region: 1-408 (135 amino acids)
Cellular component (GO): membrane
Source: RefSeq, a predicted model, not a curated record